AUGUUUAAAAAUAUUGUAAUAUCAAAUAGAAUUUGUCAAAAAUUUUUUUCCAAUAAUGCACAAAAAUUAUCAAUAAGAUUGACAACUCCUGAUGAUAGAAAUGAUCUUAUGGAAGUAAUUAAAAAAGGGUUUCAUUAUGAUGAAAAUUUAAAUAAUAUAUUUAAAUUAAGUUAUAAAGAAAUGGAACCAAUUUAUAAUUUAAUUCUUAAGGAUAAAUUUACUAUUAAUAAUAGUCUUGUAGCAGUUAAUUCAAACAACAAAAUUAUUGGUACUAUAAUAAUCCUUCUUAAGACAAAGAAUCCAAAAUAUGAAGAAUUUAUAAGUAAAGAUAAUGACAAAAUAAUGAAUGAAUUAGUUGAAAAAAAUGAAAAAAUUAAGACUAUUUUUAGUAUUGUUGAUAAUUCAACAAAGGAAAUUUGGGAUAUGUUAUUUUCAAAAUUUGAAGCUGUAUACAAGUCACUUAUAUUGGGUGUCUUACCAGAAUAUCGAGAUCAAAAAGUUGGAAGACUUUUGAUGGGAGCAAGAGAAGAGAUGAUUUUUAAUAAGUAUCCCUGGAUUCGUGCUGAUGUUGGAAUUUGUACAACAUUAAAAUCAAAAUCAAUUUUAAAACAUUUUGGUUAUCAUGAUCUUGGUAGUGUAUCAUUAAAUAAAUAUGGAGUUAAUGGUCUUGAAGAUGGUACUACACAUGUAACAGGAAUCUACAAAAUUUUUUCUAAUCAACCAAAAGUAUAA
Strongyloides ratti is the source of this 732-nucleotide messenger RNA. RefSeq names its product Acyl-CoA N-acyltransferase domain-containing protein. The coding region runs from base 1 to 732 and encodes 243 amino acids. Lineage: Eukaryota; Metazoa; Nematoda; Chromadorea; Rhabditida; Strongyloididae. The transcript has 2 exons. Gene Ontology annotation, molecular function: N-acetyltransferase activity. The record is from RefSeq and is a predicted model, not a curated record.